AUGGAGCCUACGGCACUAAAAAUAUCAAUUCCUCGAGAUAUAAUUUUUGAUAUAUUCUCGACCCUUCCUGUCAAGUCGUUAAUGCGUUUUAAAUCCGUUUCCAAAUUUUAUAAUUCUCUGGUAUGUGAAUCAGUUUUUGUGGAUAUACAUCAAUGUCGUAGUAGGAGUAGAAUCAAAUACAUUGUGCGCCAACGUGCAAAGUUGUACACUAUAGAGGCAAUGGAAGAAGGAAAAGUCUCUCCUCUUCAUAUUGAUAAUUUUUGUGAAAAACUCUUCUACAACUAUAUAAUGUGCGUUAAUGGUUUGUUUUGCUGCUCGAUGCGGAACGUGGACGGUGUUGCAAUUUGCAAUCCUAGUACGAAAGUUGUAAGAUCUCUUCCCCGAUUGAAAGAAUGUCCUAAAAUUGAUUAUGCUGAGUAUUUCUGUUCAAUGGGUUUUGAUCCAGAAGAAAAGACGUAUAAAGUGUUGAUGACAAUUAACGGAUUUACAAAGCCUACAAGAAAUUGGGUUUUUACUUUAGGUAGAGACGAAGAAUCAUGGAGAGAGAUUAAAGGUAUUACUGAUUUUGUUGGUAAGAAUGCAGUUUGCGUUAGUGGAGUUAUCUAUAUUUUGAGUUACAGUAUGCCUAAUAUAUUCGUAUUAGGAUUUGAUGUUAAAAGUGAAAAUUUCAGAAUUAUCACAUUGUGGAAUUCCUUAGAUGAACACAUAGGUGGGAGUUAUUAUAACAUAUUAAAAGUGAAUGGGAAAUUAGCAAUCCUUGAUAAGAAAAUUUGGUACAUGGAAGGCAAUUUUGAUCUGUGGAUUUUAGGAAAAGAAGAAUGGGAGAAACAUAUGAUUGAAAUUCCAGCAGCAAGUCCAGAAUUUAAACGACUAACAUUUUGCGGAACUUGUGACGGAGAGAUUUUAUUCACCAACAAGCUUGCGUCAGGUCAAUUCAUCUGUUUAUGUUACAAUGUCAUGGAAAAGAGAUGGAGAAAUUUUGAAAUCCAAGGGUUUUCAGAACAGAGUUCGAUCAACGAAAUUUAUUGUUAUGAUGAAAGCCUCUUUCCAGUUGAAAGAAUAUGCAAUUUGUUUCUCAAUUAA
Messenger RNA from Solanum tuberosum (potato), 1083 nucleotides. RefSeq names its product F-box protein At1g52490-like. The record is from RefSeq and is a predicted model, not a curated record. Gene Ontology annotation, molecular function: protein binding. The transcript has a single exon. Lineage: Eukaryota; Viridiplantae; Streptophyta; Magnoliopsida; Solanales; Solanaceae. The coding region runs from base 1 to 1083 and encodes 360 amino acids.